AUGGCCAAGAACAAGGCUUCCAAGCCUUCCAGGUCUCGACCCGUCUCCACCUCGGAACUCAACCAGCCUCUUCUCCCUUGGUCGGGCUCGGUGAACGCAUCUACAGCUUCUUGUUCCUUCUCUCCAGCUCCGGAUCAUACACUUUUUGCACACAUCAGCAAUCAGGUCCACCAGCAGCGUUUGCGUAUCUACAAUGCUUCGGCCUCGGCAGCCUCGAGUUCGCAGCUCGUCACUGACUUUCUUCUGGCGUCGCUGGGUGGAGCAGAGUGCCUCUCGUCGCACUGGAUUCGUUUCUCAUCACAGCCUUCGAAAUCGGCCAAGCGAAGAAAGCACGGUGCAGAGGCCAGCGAAGAUUCGAACGGUUCCGGCUCGACUCAGCUGCUCUUGGCUCUUGGUCUAAGCUCGGGUGAGGUGCACCUGCUCAGCCCUGCCCUUGCUCAAUCUGUUGCGAUUCUCGAUGGAUCCUCGGCCUCGGGAAGCAGUACCGCUUCCGCAGCAAAUGCAGGAAUCGUGUCCAUGGCCUACUCGGAAGCGAACAAGACGCUCUUCGCCUGCUCGAAAAAUGGCUGGGUCUCUUCCUUUGCCCUUGCCGAUGUCAAGCUGGGUGAUCAGCCAAACGCUCUUCGUCCCUUUUCGUCCUUCCGCCCGGACAACAAAUCGGCGGUUCAGCUCCUGUCUUCGCGACGUGAUCUCGUUCUGUCUGCGCAUCACAGCAUCAGCUUGACAGACACUUCUCAGUCGAACAAUGCGGUUCGUGCUACUUUCACCGGACACGCUUCCCCCGUCACACAUCUCGAGUGGAUUGAUGAUCACUCUUUCGUCUCAGCCGCUGAAGGCGAUCGUAUGAUCAGCGCAUGGACGUACGACACAAAAGCGGCAAAAGCCGUCGCAGGCCGUGCUUUUGCUACUGCUGCGCUAGACGGUCCCGUACGAGCUUUGGCGGUGAGCACCUCUUCUGCCCAACAAGGACGCACCCUGAUCACCAUUGUCACGCAGACCGGAAGCGUACGCAUCUACGGUUUACCAGCGGAUUCGAAUACGGAUGCAUCGCCAACAAAGAAAAAGUCGGCUGCUCUGCCUUCGCUCGAGCUGUUGGCUCAGUCAUCAACCGAGGGCAGCGCAUCAUCCGUUCAAUGGAUCGAUGCUAGGCUCGUUUCGGACAAGCUUCGUUUGGCACGAUUGAUCCGUGGCGCCAAAGUUUCGAUUGAAGAGAGCACUGUAGUCAGUGGCAAAGACGCACAAUUGCAACAGACGCUGCAACUGCCGAGAGUCGGUGGCAAGAACGGCUCCACCACUGGUGGCUUGCUCGUUACCGACUCGGACGAGGCGCAGUUAACAGGAGGCGCUGGAGAGACGCAGAGGUACGCCGAUGCUCCAGUGAGACCACAAGAUAUGGAAGAUGCCGUCCUCUCGGCAGGUCUCGAAGACGGCGGGCUUGUACCAGCCAGUUCGGCGCGCGGCGCCGAUAUGGAGCCUACGCUGGCGCAAAGGUUGAAAGAGCUUGGAUUCGGCGAUCCGUCACUGGCGGGGCAAGAAGCCGACCAAGACGAUGCCGACGUGCCGACCAAAAAACAAGAGUCGUUGAUGAACGAAGCUUCUUUGGCAUCUUCGCUCUCGCAGGCUCUGCACUCUGCUGACACGAGCCUUUUGACCAGCUGUCUCAACCACAACGACGCCAUUCUCAUCCGCAACACGGUGCGCAAGAUCUCGGGUCCACUUGCAGUUAAGUUGUUGGAAGAGUGUGUCAACCGACUCAACGGUGUUGGCGGACACCACGUGAGCAAAGGUAGCAUGGGAAGUCAAAAAGCGCGAGGCCUGAUCGAGUGGGUACGCGCAACGCUACUCAACCACAUGGGAUAUCUCAUGUCGCUACCCAACCUGGUGAGCCGCCUUUCUGGACUGCACGGUACGCUCACCACACGCCUCGCUACACAUGAGAGGUUGCUAGCGCUCAACGGUCGACUCGAACUGGUGCUCUCCCAGAUCGAAGCGAGAGCUGCGUACGUAUCGCAGGCCAGCAACAACGCAGUUCGCGUUCAAGGUGUCAAGUUCGGCAAGAAGUCGCAGGGCGAUGCUGUGCCGAACACCAGUACGGUUGACAAGGAGAGAAGGAAAGGCAAGAAGUGGAUCGAGGAGUCGGAUGACUCGGAUUCGGAUAUGGCUGUCGACGACGCUGAUGGAGUGUUGGUACGUGGAGGCGAGGACGAGGAUGGCGAUGUGCAAGACAUUGCACUUGGAACCAAUGACAGCGAUGACGAGGACGAUGAUGAGGAUAGUGAUGACGACAGUCCGGUUCGUCGUCGUCGACACGUCAAGAAUGGUCGCAUGUCGGAUGGUAACACGUCUGCUGAUUCGGAUGGUGCUGACGAUGAUGAAGAUGAGGACGACAUCGGGGACAUGGAGGAAGACGAGGUCGAGGAUGAAGAAGAAGAGGACGACGAGGAGGACGAUGACGACGAUGACGACGAUGACGACGAUGACGAUGAUGACGACGAGGAGGAGCUGCCAGAUGAGAGCGCCAUCCAAAAAGAGGGCGCGAGUGCCCUGGGGGGCGACGACGCCCCCUAA
Messenger RNA from Mycosarcoma maydis (corn smut), 2568 nucleotides. RefSeq lists its product as uncharacterized. Gene Ontology annotation, biological process: maturation of SSU-rRNA from tricistronic rRNA transcript (SSU-rRNA, 5.8S rRNA, LSU-rRNA). The transcript has a single exon. Gene Ontology annotation, molecular function: protein binding. Lineage: Eukaryota; Fungi; Basidiomycota; Ustilaginomycetes; Ustilaginales. Gene Ontology annotation, cellular component: nucleolus. The coding region runs from base 1 to 2568 and encodes 855 amino acids. The record is from RefSeq and is a predicted model, not a curated record.